Phytophthora sojae is the source of this 445-nucleotide messenger RNA. RefSeq lists its product as hypothetical. The record is from RefSeq and is a predicted model, not a curated record. The transcript has a single exon. Lineage: Eukaryota; Oomycota; Peronosporomycetes; Peronosporales; Peronosporaceae. Bases 6 to 365 code for a protein of 119 amino acids.
CUACGAUGGGCCUGCGCGACUCGACCCGCAAGCUCCUGUGCAAGUUCGGCGCGCGCGACAAGAAGCAGCAGGAGGAGGCCGAGCAGCUGCAGCCCGUGGCGCUCGCGGGCGCCAGCAAGCGCUGCACGAACCGCUCGGAGCUCUGCAGCUCGUUCGCCGCCACCGUCGUGACCCGCGAGGAGCUCGAGGGCCGGCGGAAGGCCGCGAGCGAGGGCUGCGCCAACUAUGAGCAGUGCGGCAUGUGCACGCGCAGCUUCGUGGCCGGCACCAGCCGCUACACGGGCUUCUGCUCGCUGGACUGCAGGUCGGCGUCGCUCUACACGCAGUCCGCGCGCGUCUACCGGGGCCGCUACCGAGACGCCUGAACAACCAGCAAGAACUUCUUCAUCAUCCACCGAGCGGACACUAUUAACUUACAUGUGGAAGCGGAGCGCAGUGACUGGGG